This is a messenger RNA of Cyprinodon tularosa, 2412 nucleotides long. RefSeq lists its product as uncharacterized. Lineage: Eukaryota; Metazoa; Chordata; Actinopteri; Cyprinodontiformes; Cyprinodontidae. The record is from RefSeq and is a predicted model, not a curated record. The transcript has a single exon. The annotation marks the transcript as partial.
AUGACCUGGAUGACUGAGAACCUUCAUCAGCAUAUUGCACUCCAUUUUGGGAAAGACAUCCUCGGGAUAACGCGUGAGUAUGAGAAAUUGCUUAGGAAACUUGCAGAUUAUAGGAAUCAUCUACGUUUCAAUUUAAGAUGUAGACAGCAAGGUCUCAUUCCCAACAGUCUAAGACUGAAGUCUACUAUCAAAGGACACAGGGCAGAAGAGAUUCUUAGGAAUGCGCACAAAAAGCUGCUUAGUGAGAGGAUUAGACAGACUCAUUUCACAAUUGAAGCUAUCUCGCACAAAAUAGAUCAGAUAAGGCAGAAGCUAUCCAAACUUCUCCCCGAAACCUUGUUUGAAGAAGUUGCUAUUUUGGUCAAUAAAGCCAAGCUUUCACAACAUCAUAAAACAAAAGAAAGACAAAAAGCCAAAUUCAAAAGAUUACAACAGAAAGCAGCAUUUAAACAAGAGAGCAACAUGACUCAGGAGGAUAACAUCAAGGUUGAAGACAAGUGGGUAAAAAACCUAUCUAGCAGACCACUGACAAAACCAGAGAUGGAUGUACUGAGUAAAGGCCUGAAUUUUGCCAUUGCUCCACAAGAAGUACCCAUUGUGGAACUGAUCACGGCCACUGAAUCGGCCAUCAGGAACAACAACCUGGCUGAAACGGAGGCAGAGCAACUCAGAAUGAAGGUAACAGCCACCCUGUCCAGCGCCAAACCACCUCCUUCCAACCUCACACCCCAGGAAAUGAAAGCCAUAACAUCCCUGAGCCAGGACCAAAGCAUCACCAUAUUACCAGCAGACAAAGGAAGAUGCACCGUAGUCCUCAACACCUCAGACUACCAAGACAAAAUUAUCACUCUACUGAAGGACACUAAUACGUAUGAAUCCUUGAAAAGAGAUCCAACCAGCGGCUACAAAAAGAAAAUAAUAGACUAUCUCAAACAACUUGAAAAAGACAAGGUAAUUAACAGCACAGCCUAUUUCAGAUUAUAUCCAGGGGAGGAAAUUCCAUGCUUAUAUGGACUUCCAAAAAUUCACAAAGAAGGGGCACCACUCAGGCCCAUCGUCAGCAGCAUUAACUCAGUAACAUACAACAUUGCUAAACAGCUUACUAAUAUCUUAGCUCCCUUGGUGGGGAACACACCACAUCACAUAGAAAACUCCAAAGAUUUUGCCAACAAAGCCAAACAUUUAAGGAUGGCUCCAGGAGAAACCUUGGUAUCGUUUGAUGUUACUUCACUUUUCACAUGCAUACCUAUAACAGAGGCAGUGGAAACAGUCAGGACACGUCUUGAACAAGAUAGUGAUUUAAACAACAGGACUAAUUUCACUCCGGACCAGAUCUGCACACUACUGGGCCUUUGUCUUUCCACAACCUAUUUCAAAUUCAGAGGUAAUUUUUACAGACAGAAGCAUGGCUGCGCAAUGGGAUCUCCAGUACCACCAAUUGUAGCCAAUCUUUACAUGGAAGAAAUGGAAAAGAGAGCUUUAGACACUUUCAAUGGAAUACCACCAAGCCACUGGUUUAGAUACGUGGAUGACACUUUCGUCAAAAUCCAACUAGAGGAAGUGGAAGCUUUCACCAAACACAUCAACUCUGUUGACCGUAACAUCAAAUUCACCAGAGAGGAUGCCAAGGACAACAAACUACCCUUUCUGGACUGCCUGGUGAGCAUGGAAGGAGAUGGAAGCCUAAACAUUGAAGUGUAUAGGAAACCUACUCACACAGACCAGUAUCUUCUUUUUGACUCACACCACCCACUGGAACACAAACUCUCAGUCAUCAGAACCUUACAACACCGGGCAGAACAUGUCCCUACUAAAACAGAUGGGAAGCAAAAAGAACAGAAACACAUCAAAGAUGCUCUCCGAAACUGUGGAUAUCCAAACUGGCCUUUUAUCAAAUCAGCAAGGAAAUCCAAAAGACACGCAACAGAAGACAGCGAUGGGAAAAUUAAACGCAAAAACAUCACAAUCCCUUAUGUUGCUGGAGUGUCUGAAAAGCUCAAGAGGAUAUACUCCAAACACAAGAUCCCAGUACAUUUCAAGCCAAACCAAACCCUUAAACAGAGGCUAGUGCACCCUAAAGAUAAAACCCCCAGACCGAAUAUGAGCGGAGUGGUAUAUGCUGUUCAGUGCAGCGAGGAAUGCUCUGAUCUUUAUAUUGGCGAAACAAAACAACCUCUCCACAGACGCAUGGCCCAACACAGAAGAGCGGCCGCCUCUGGACAAGACUCCGCAGUACACCUACACCUUAUGGACAAAGGACAUUCUUUUGAGGACCAGAAUGUGCAUAUUCUGGAUAAAGAAAAUAGGUGGUUUGAGAGGGGCGUGAAGGAAGCCAUCUAUGUUAAGAGAGAAAAACCAACUUUAAACAGAGGUGGUGGACUCAGAUUCCAGCUUCCAAAAACAUACAAUUCA